CUCGAUAUAUAUCAACUUGACAGUCUUGAUCUCUGGACACUUAACCUGACUAUCUGACUAGUGUUUGUAAAUAAACAGUUGACUUUCUGGGUACCAGUUGUGAUAAGUGGAAAAGAAAAAAUGCCCCAAGAAUACGAUUCAAGAGCAAGUCUUCACUUAGACGUAAACCAGGGACUUGAUCGGGUAACUGAAUUGGUGCAAACAAGACUCAUCGAGAGUGGAUGGAGAGACCAAGUGAAGCUGCAUUGCCGUAAAACAAUCCUGGAGAGCGCGAAUAGCAAGCAUGUCCCUACAGUUGACGAAUUGAUAACCCAAAUCACGCCAAAAGCCAGAGGAAUGGUUCCAGAUGCUGUCAAAAGGGAACUUCUACAUGAGCUGGAAUUGAUUCUCAUGAAUGUGGAUAGAACUGGAUAUGCCAAGAACAUUUAGAACACUAUAGAAUGAUUAGGUACUUUGUUUUGCUUAUAUAGAACAAUAGGUUGAUCAACAAUAAAUAUUAUUUGAUACCUGACCCCAAAAAUUUUUGUUACCCUUCAAACCAAGCACUGCAAGGACCUGCUGCCUCUAAAUGGAAACAGAUUUUUCUAUGGUUAAAUCUUCAGGUACUUUUUGCUGUGCAGCCUUAGAGAGAAAUCUGAUAUAAACCUGGCACCUUCCCCAAGUAGGGCUCUCUCACCCUUGUUGGUAUUAAAUAUUCUAACCAACAAAAUUUAGAAUUUCCAAUAACAUUUACCUCAAAAUUCAUUUCCUAGCCCAAUUUUAAAGUUCAGAAGUUUUACUCAACAAUACCAAGUCACCCAUCCAACUAAUGCACUUCCUCCUCUUUGCUCUUGAUACAAGGAGCACUGCUUGACCACCAGACAAAUCACACACUCUGACAGACAAUGAUGAAUAGAGAUCAAAUAUUCUCUUUUUAGCUCAAGUGUUUGCAUUUGUAUCUACAUCAGUCAAGGCAGUUGAUGAUUGUCUCAUGUUACAAGACCCAAAAAUGGAGAAAUUAAUGAAAAUGUUGGGCGUGGAAAUAGAGGUAGAAGUGAAACCCCCAAGUUGUCAGUUCCUGACUACUUAUAAGAAAGACUACAUAAAGAGACCCAUCAGUUAUGAAAUACAUGAUGCCACACCGCAAGAAUUCAAAGAUCCAAUGACUGAAGGAUUCAAAAAGUAUUUAGUUAUUGAUCAAAAGGAAGUUGAAGCACCGUCUGAAGACGGAGACCGGUAUUUAGAGAAGGUAUCGUUAUUUUGCAUUUGGGUGUAUUACGUUAGAUAGAACAUAUGAAACCUAUCAUGUGAUUGUUUGUCUGAUGAAUCUUCAUAUUUCUCUGGCGAGUGAAUAAAAUCACAGAAGC
Messenger RNA from Acanthoscelides obtectus, 1346 nucleotides. NCBI's taxonomy places the organism in Eukaryota, Metazoa, Arthropoda, Insecta, Coleoptera, Chrysomelidae. The record is from the annotation of a GenBank genome assembly.